UUUUCAGUUUUUCGCAAAGAAAGGGGAAAAAAUAGCUUGGCCUCUUUACUUGCUUGAUGAGAGGGAGAAGAAAUUGCCUGGACUAUUACAGGGCAUUUUCAAUCUUUUCUAUUGUUCCUUAUUGUCCAAUUUUCCUCCUCCUGCUCUCUUUGACCCGCAGCUAAGAAAAGCAAACAAUGUCUAUCAGCGAGCGCUUCGACUGCCAUUACUGCAAAGACUCCCUGCUGGGGAAGAAGUACAUAAUGAAAGAGGACACACAGUACUGCACUAAGUGCUAUGAGAACCUGUUCGCUAACUGCUGUGAGGGCUGCUCUUCAUCAAUUGGCUGUAACUGUAAGGACCUGUCCUAUAAGGAUCGCCACUGGCAUGAGCAGUGCUUCAAGUGUGCAAAGUGCAGCCGCUCUCUGGUGGAAAAGGCCUUUGCUGCCAAGGAUGACUUGUUGCUCUGCACUGAGUGCUACGCCCAUGAUUACUCCUCCAAGUGCAGCACCUGCAAGAAAACCAUCAUGCCAGGUUCCCGCAAAAUGGAAUACAAGGGGAACAGCUGGCAUGAGACCUGCUUCCUGUGCCACCGCUGCCAGCAGCCAAUAGGAACCAAGUCGUUCAUCCCCAAAGACACCGGCUACUUCUGUGUUCCCUGCUUCGAGAAGCAGUUUGCUUACCAGUGCUGCGCUUGUAAGAAGGCCAUCACAACAGGUGGAGUGACCUACCAAGACAAGCCCUGGCACCGCGAGUGUUUCCUAUGCAUUGGCUGCAGAAAGCAGCUGUCAGGCCAGCGCUUCACCUCCAGGGAAAAUUACCCCUACUGCCUCGAAUGUUUCAGCAACCUGUAUGCAAAGAAGUGUGUGGGCUGCACCAAAGCCAUCACCAGUCUGGCUGGGGCCAAGUACAUCUCCUUCGAGGAACGCCAGUGGCACAGUGAGUGUUUCACCUGCAUGCAGUGCUCCGUGUCACUGGUGGGACGUGGAUUUCUCACCCAGCGCGACAACAUUUUGUGCACUGACUGCGGGAGGGAGAAAUAACCUUUUCAUGGAGGGAUCACAGCUUCACCCGAAUGACAACAACAGCUCAUAUUCUGAUAAAAAUACUGUGGCUCCAUGAAUAUUUCCUGUUCGCAUGCCUGGCACAAAAUUAAACUCUGAAUGUCAAAUGCUUAUCUUUGCGUUAUAAAUGACUGUGGUAUUUCCAUAAAGACAAACAUCUAUCUUUUUUUUUAAUAAGUUAGGCUGCUGAAUGUGCUAUUGUUGAUGAAUGUUUUUCUUGUGUCUUGAAAUGAAAAAUCUUUUUGUUUUUUUUUCUCCUCAUUCAUUUUUAACAAAGAUAUUUAUUAAUAAUAUUAGUCAAUUCGAAUUUUUUUCUUUUUGAUCAGCAAAAACUUACCUGCAACAACAGACUAAAUAUAUCUGGGUUUUGAACUGAUGAUUGAGAAAUUUGUGGAUGUCACUUUGGAAAAAUAGCCUGCAUUUUUCAUUAGUUUUAUAUGUUAUAUGGUCAAAAUGAUUAGCUGAGAAAAUAACCAGUAGUUAAAUGCUGAAAAGAAUUGUUAGGUGGAGCCCUAAAAAGCAUAUUUUCCACUUGAAUGCAGGUCUGACUUUCAUUAUACAUAUACACUAAUCAGCCACAACAUUAAAGCCACCUGGCUAAUAUUGUGUUGGUCCUUGUGCCACCACAACAGCUCUGAUCCAUCAGAGGAUGGGCAUAAAACCUCUGUUGGUGUCCUGUGGUGUCCAGUUCUGGGACAUUGGCAGCAGAUCCCUUGCUUCCUGAGGGCUCAGGGGGUGGAUAACGCUUGUUCCAGUUCAUCCAGCAGAUGCUAAAUGGAUUGUGCUCUCAGGAACUUGGAGGCUGAACGCCGUGGGCUCUUUGUCGUGUUCCUUGAGUCAUUAUGAGCAGUUUCUGCGGUGUGAUAGGGUGCACCGUCCUGUUCUGAGAGUGAAACAAUGUCUAGGUAGGUUAUAAGUGUCAAAGUAACAUCCAUAUGAACACCAAGACCCAAAGUUUGCCAGCAAAAACAUGCAUCGCAACAGUAUUUGUCAUCUCACCUGUCAGUGGUUUUAAUGUUGUGGCAUGCUACUGUAUGCUUAUUGUACAUUGGUGAUGCCUACAUAAAAAUGUACUUACACUAUGUAAACAGAGAAUAAUACAUGGAUUUUUGGUUCCCUCGGUGCUUUGCACACUGAAGCUUGUUUGAAUAAAUAUUUUUAUAGUCCUG
Amphiprion ocellaris (clown anemonefish) is the source of this 2212-nucleotide messenger RNA. RefSeq names its product four and a half LIM domains 5 (gene fhl5). The record is from RefSeq and is a predicted model, not a curated record. Lineage: Eukaryota; Metazoa; Chordata; Actinopteri; Pomacentridae. The coding region runs from base 177 to 1022 and encodes 281 amino acids. The transcript has 5 exons. Gene Ontology annotation, molecular function: transcription coregulator activity. Gene Ontology annotation, cellular component: nucleus; Z disc.